Molecule: messenger RNA, 2102 nt
Organism: Sinocyclocheilus grahami
Lineage: Eukaryota; Metazoa; Chordata; Actinopteri; Cypriniformes; Cyprinidae
Product: MAGUK p55 subfamily member 7-like
Exons: 20
Coding region: 345-2102 (585 amino acids)
Molecular function (GO): protein binding
Source: RefSeq, a predicted model, not a curated record
UCCGCCCGCCUGCCGCGUUGAACGCAGAUUGUCCGACGCGUUUUGCGUGAAAAGAAAAACAGUUUGGACGCGAAGACCUACUCCAAGCCUGGGAUAUUUUGCUUAAAAUUAUUAAUUUUUGCCUUUUAAAAGCAAAGCGGAGGCAACUUUUUCUCAAGAGUGACUGCCCAAGAACCCCAAGGCGUCUUGACUGGACUUCCCAAACACAAUAAACUGCCCGAAUUUGCCAAUGACAUAACCAAGGAUUUGCAGACUCUUCCUGGGGUCGAGUCGGCCAGCCCCAACGCUGCUGGAUUUUUGUGGUAACGUUGUGAAGUUGAAAGGAAGCAGAUUUGCCAGUCACCAUGCCGGCCCUCUCCACCAGAACCGGCAGUGAGAUAGGUCUGUAUGAGCUAUUGUCUGUACUGCCAUCUCAGCUGCAGCCUCAUGUUGAGAGUGCAGAUGACCGCUCUUUUCUACACGCUAUGUUUGGGGAGAGGAGUCUAUAUUCACUGGUCAAGAUCCAUGAGAAGUUACAGAGUUAUGAAGACUGUGCUCCGACUCCAGUACUGGACAGCGCCGGCUCCCUAGCUCAGGACUUGACAGAGGAACUUCAAGGAAGAAGUGCAAGUAAUGAGAUCAGAGAGCUUGUCAAUCUACUAUCCAAACCACAUAUAAAGACUUAUAUAGACAUUGAUGAAAGCAGCAAUUACGGCAAGCCGCGUGUUGCGGAAAGAAAGAGCUUCUCUGGUCUGAGCGAGAAAGAGGAGAUGAGUGGCUCUCGAUUUUGUGCAGAUGCAUUCAGGAAUGAAACAAGUAACUUGCUGUGUCCCAUUUCACCUACUUAUACUGCUCCUUUCCCGGUAGAUGACAAAAAGCCUGAGGAAAUAAUUAGCAUCCUGUCCCAGUCGCAAGGUGCCAUCACAUUCAAAGUGGUCCCAGGCAUCAAAGAGGAGGCGCAAAGCAAAGAGCCCAAGAUGUUUGUAAAGGCGCUUUUUGACUACAAUCCAGCUGAGGAUAAGGCGAUCCCUUGCAAGGAGGCAGGCUUGGCAUUCAGGAAGGGAGAUAUCCUGCAGGUUAUGAGCCAGGACGAUGCCACCUGGUGGCAAGCCAAACUGGAGGGUGAUGGCAACCAGCGCGCAGGACUCAUCCCAUCCAAACACUUUCAGGAGAGGAGGUUGGCAUCCUGGAGACCCAUGACCGUCACGACUCUUCAGAGAACCCCCAGCAAAAGAUUUUAUGAUGACAUGGUUGAAUGGGUGGAGGACAUUGAAGAGGACACUGAGUUUGCCUCCUAUUUAAGUGGACUCCAUAUUGCGGGUCUUCGGAGGAGUUUUCGUCUCAGCAGAAGGGAUAAGAAAACCAAUAAGUCCAUGUAUGAAUGUAAGAGAAGUGAGCAGUACGACACAGCUGAUGUGCCCACUUAUGAAGAGGUGACCGCCUACCGCAGAAAACACGGAGACAGGCACAGACUUGUCGUAUUGGUUGGUCCUACUGGUAUUGGUUUGAAUGAGCUCAAAAGGAAGUUGUUGAUAUCCGAUCCACAACAUUUUAGUGUCACCAUCCCACACACAUCUCGAUCGAAGAGACAUCAAGAAAGCGAUGGAGUGGAGUAUCAUUUUAUCUCCAAACACCUUUUUGAGGCAGACAUUCAGAACAACAAGUUCAUUGAACACGGUGAGUAUAAGGGAAACUACUAUGGGACGAGCUUGGACUCUGUACGUUCAGUCCUGUCCAAGAACAAGGUGUGCCUUCUAGACGUACAGCCACAUACGCUAAAGCAUCUACGCACAGCUGAGUUCAAGCCCUAUGUGGUGUUUGUGAAGCCUCCAUCCAUCGAGCGUUUGAGAGAGACCAGGAAGAGCGCAAAAGUCAUCUCAGGCAAAGAUGAUAAGAACUCGUCCAACCCCUUCUCGACGCUAAAGCAUCUACGCACAGCUGAGUUCAAGCCCUAUGUGGUGUUUGUGAAGCCUCCAUCCAUCGAGCGUUUGAGAGAGACCAGGAAGAGCGCAAAAGUCAUCUCAGGCAAAGAUGAUAAGAACUCGUCCAACCCCUUCUCGGUAAUACACGCCCCACACAGCUUUGACUUCAGUCUGUCCAUCUAUCAUCCUCUCUCAUCCUAA